AUGGUAAUUUCAAAGUUUGAAGAACAUAAAGAUGUUCUUUUGUCUAAAGAUGAAAAAGCGGAGAUAAAUAAACGAAGAAAUCGUAUAUGGAAUAAGAUCACCGAUGCUGUAAAUAGCUUAGGAUUUGAUAAAAGAACAGUUACCAGUGUGAAAGGUUUAUGGAAUAAUCUUCUUAAAAAUGCCAAUAAAGAGAUUUCAUCAACAAAAAAAAUUCCGACGGAGGGAGGACCAGCAAUAAUUUUAACAGAAAUCAGCCAGAAAAUAUUGGAUAUAUACGGAGAAAAUUCUCUAAUAUUUUUUGGUUUGGAAGGGGUGGAAACCAAUAGCAUCGAUUUUGUUUGCGAUAUACAGAAUACUGUUAAUCCAGUUGUGCAAGUUCCAUAUUUCCAUUUAAUUGUUAAAAAAACAACUUCAAAUAAAACUGCAAUCGGUACUAUUUUUCAAGAUGUAACAAAUGACAAAAUUGAGAAUUCUUUUUCUGGAAAGUCUACCGAUUCACAAGUUUCACUCAAUAAAACUAAUAAAAUAAAUUCAAAAAACUCUAUGAAUAGACGUUCAACAAAAGAAAUAUUGCCUAAAGAAUUAGAUAGCAUCAAAAAUGCCGUUAAACAAGCCUCUUUUGAUAUUAAUAAAUCAGUGCUCAGUGUGCUUAGAGAUAGAUUAAAGCCUCUUUCCAAUAGUAAAGAAAACGAAACAAUUAUUAAAAGAACAACAAGUUAUAAGAUGACUGAACUAUCUGCAAUGCCUCAGGACGAAGCAACACACAUUUUUUUAUUGAAUUUCUAA
Molecule: messenger RNA, 786 nt
Organism: Hydra vulgaris (swiftwater hydra)
Lineage: Eukaryota; Metazoa; Cnidaria; Hydrozoa; Anthoathecata; Hydridae
Cellular component (GO): nucleus
Source: RefSeq, a predicted model, not a curated record